Molecule: messenger RNA, 627 nt
Organism: Lycium ferocissimum
Lineage: Eukaryota; Viridiplantae; Streptophyta; Magnoliopsida; Solanales; Solanaceae
Exons: 1
Coding region: 1-627 (208 amino acids)
Biological process (GO): DNA integration
Molecular function (GO): nucleic acid binding
Source: RefSeq, a predicted model, not a curated record
AUGACCAUAGAGAACGAUUGCAGCAAAUUCAUCCAGAAAUGUCACAAGUGUAAAAUUUAUGGAGACUUGAUAAAGGUCUCUCCGAUAGAACUGAAUGCUACAACGUCGCCUUGGCCAUUCACCGCUUGGGGCAUGGAUGUCAUAGGAACAAUUGAGCCAGCUGCGUCAAACAAACACCAUUUCAUUUUUGUCGCCAUAGACGACUUCACCAAGUGGGUGGAAGCGGCAUCUUAUGCAUUAGUCACAAAGAAAGUAGUCGCAGAUUUUGUGUGCAACAACAUCAUAUGCCAAUUUAGCAUCCCAGAAUCAAUCAUAACACACAAUGUGUCUAACUUGAAUAGCCACUUGAUGAAAGAAAUGUGUGCACAGUUCCAAAUCACUCAUCGAAAUUCGACCGCAUACCAGCCACAAAUGAAUGGGGCUAUGGAAGCCGCCAACAAAAACAACAAGAAGAUCCUCAGAAAAAUGAUUGAUAACUACAAAGACUGGCAUGAGCAAUUUCCCUAUGCAUUACUGGAAUAUCGUAAUACUGCAAGGAUUUCAACUGGUGUUACACCUCAGAGAAUUUCGUGUCGUCGUAUGGUAGCUAGACUAACGCAGUGUGAGAAGUAUAUGAUGUUUCUAUAA